UAGGGCUGCCGGGAAGUCGGGCGAAAGUGGCGGAAAGAGAAAACGAGCGCAGGGUUUUCUGGGACAUGUAGUUGUGGAACUCUCGAGGCUCUACCUGGAAGGGAGCCCAUACUUCUUCAGGUCUGCACGUCCCGCAUUCACUCUCCAGUGCUACUUUGGGCUCCGAAUUCAGCUUCGCGCUGCCAGGAGGGAAAUGGCCCGGCGUCGGCUUCUCGCUCCCACAAGGCUCUGCGGAGCCCGCGGCGCCUGCUGGGAGCUGUAGUCCUCGCUCUGCGUACUGCGUUCGCCGAGGACGAGGGCGGAGCUGCCGGCGGCCCGGGCGGGCUGGCAGCUAGAGUGGGUGCGAGUACCGCCUCCGCCUCUGCCGCCUCCGCCGUCGCCUCCUCCGCCCGGGCGGUUCGCUGCUGCGCCGGGAGAGCGAGGCGGGGCCGCCGGGGCCGCCAUGGAGCCCGACUCGGUGAUUGAGGACAAGACCAUCGAGCUCAUGUUACCGAAGUGCAUGUUUGGGAUUUUGUUGAAGAAAGCUGGAUUCGGUAGACGGAAAGCCCCCGGGAAGCUGCUUGACCGCUGCCUUCUCUCAGACUAGUCUGAGAGGGAGCCCCCACUCGGGAUUGGUGGACCUGAAGUGCAGAGUGUCUCCCAGAACACUUCAGUUAUGGAGGAUCAAAAUGAAGAUGAGUCCCCCAAGAAAAAUACUCUUUGGCAGAUAAGUAAUGGAACAUCAUCUGUGAUCGUCUCCAGAAAGAGGCCGUCAGAAGGAAACUAUCAAAAAGAAAAGGACUUGUGUAUUAAAUAUUUCGACCAGUGGUCCGAGUCCGAUCAGGUGGAGUUCGUGGAGCACCUCAUUUCCCGGAUGUGUCACUACCAGCAUGGACACAUUAACUCCUACCUGAAGCCCAUGUUGCAGCGGGACUUCAUUACUGCCUUACCAGAGCAAGGCCUAGAUCACAUAGCAGAGAACAUUCUUUCCUACCUGGACGCCAGGUCUCUGUGUGCGGCGGAGCUGGUGUGCAAAGAAUGGCAGCGAGUGAUCUCCGAAGGGAUGCUGUGGAAGAAGCUGAUCGAGCGGAUGGUGCGCACGGACCCCCUGUGGAAGGGGCUUUCGGAAAGAAGAGGGUGGGACCAGUACCUGUUUAAGAACAGACCUACAGACGGCCCUCCCAAUUCGUUUUAUAGGUCGUUAUACCCAAAGAUCAUCCAGGAUAUAGAGACCAUAGAAUCUAACUGGCGGUGCGGGCGGCACAACUUGCAGCGGAUCCAGUGCCGCUCGGAGAACAGCAAAGGCGUCUACUGUCUGCAGUACGACGACGAGAAGAUCAUCAGCGGGCUGCGGGACAACUCCAUCAAGAUUUGGGACAAAAGCAGCUUGGAGUGUUUGAAAGUGUUAACAGGGCACACCGGCUCUGUCCUCUGUCUCCAGUAUGACGAGCGUGUCAUUGUGACUGGCUCUUCAGACUCCACAGUGAGAGUCUGGGAUGUGAACACGGGCGAGGUCCUGAACACGCUGAUCCACCACAACGAGGCCGUCCUGCACCUGCGCUUCAGCAACGGCCUGAUGGUGACCUGUUCCAAGGACCGCUCCAUUGCCGUGUGGGACAUGGCUUCCGCCACCGACAUCACUUUGCGGCGCGUCUUGGUCGGCCACCGUGCUGCUGUCAACGUGGUAGACUUUGAUGACAAGUACAUCGUGUCUGCCUCUGGUGACAGGACCAUCAAGGUCUGGAGCACGAGCACCUGCGAGUUCGUCCGCACUCUGAACGGGCACAAGCGAGGCAUUGCCUGCCUGCAGUACCGGGACCGGCUGGUCGUCAGUGGGUCGUCGGACAACACCAUCAGGCUCUGGGACAUUGAAUGUGGCGCCUGUUUGAGGGUCCUCGAGGGGCACGAGGAGCUGGUGCGGUGCAUCCGCUUUGACAACAAGAGGAUCGUCAGUGGGGCCUACGACGGGAAAAUUAAGGUUUGGGACCUGCAAGCUGCUCUCGACCCCCGCGCCCCGGCAAGCACGCUGUGUCUGCGCACACUGGUGGAACAUUCUGGACGUGUGUUCCGGCUACAGUUUGAUGAAUUUCAGAUCAUCAGCAGCUCUCACGAUGACACUAUUUUGAUUUGGGAUUUCUUAAACGUGCCUCCCAGCGCCCAGAGUGAGACCCGCUCGCCCUCCAGAACGUACACGUACAUCUCCAGAUAACAGUCUGCGCCCCACCCGCUCCAGGGUCUCCUAGUCUUGAACUACUGGCUACAUGGCUACCAAACGCCUGCGGGAGUUCUUCACGGCUGAGGCGCGAAGCCGGAGCUGGUUCUAGACGCUGGGUAGAUGCAAAGCAGCUCACUCUUCAAGCACCGACCUUUCCCACCUCCGACUCCGGCCUCCAGCUCGGGAAGGACCCCUUAGCCUCACCGACUUCAAGCAGGACAGCAGCCCACCCUCCCCCGUCCGUGAAACAAACUGAACGCUUCCCUGUAACUGGUCCGUGUGAGCGGAACACGCAGCCUGUUCUCCGGAAGUAAAUUGACGGUCAGGAGAAGACUUGGCCUCUAAUUUAUGUUGCUUUGCACUUUGAUCUGAUACUGAGAAACAGCAUCCUUUGGUGAAGUUUUGGGUGCCAAACACCUCCCCAGAAUGCCCAGGGCUUUCCUGUGCAGGAGUCCCUCCGACCUUCCACGUCACUCCGCAUUGACUCGUGGGGGGACGCGCGGACUGGGGGGAGUUCCUCUGGGUUGUGUUCGUGACAUUUUGGGGUUACACUUCCUUCCCGUACCAUUUCUCUUAAUUUAAAGGACUGUAAGCCAGGUUGUAUUACCUCCCAACCUGUAACAUAGCUCUUUCUUUCGUUAACCGUGCUCUGUGCCCCAGCCACCUCCCGGUAUUCGGUGGAGUAACACCUUUACACAUGUGCUCGCCUCCUAAUUUAAAUCCCGUAUCUGCAUGUAGAUAAAAUGUACAUAACAGUUUAACCUCAAGGUGGCUGGAGCCAGGGCCCCGUGCCUGAGACACUAAUUCGGAGUGUGUGCGCACGCAGCCGGGGGCCGGGCUGCUCUGGGUUGCCUAGGAACCCUCCCUGCAGUGUUCAUACGGUGUUUUCUCUCGUCAUUGUCACGGUGUGGGUGCGGUGUGUGUUUUUACUGGGAACCCUAUUUUCCGGUGUAACUUCUGAACUCCGACACGGACCGUUGUACUCGUUGUGCAGGACGUACAGCAGAGGCACCUGAACGUCACUUUUGUUUCCUCAGACGCACUCCCGAGCCCUAGCGGUCACGUCCCACAGUGUUCGUUUGACUUCACGGUCCACACCAUCCCUCUGAGCGCUAGUGACCCCGGGAGGGGAGGACAGGGAGGCCCGUGCGCACCGGCCUCACCGGCCUUUGGGCCGGCCCUGCCCCCGAGUGGCAGCCCAGGUGCCAGGUGAGGCUCAGGGGCACGUCCUGAGUGGAAGGGUCUCCCGCACGGUGUGAAGCCUCAGACUGACAGCUCCCAUCCCCGUCAUCCCUGGUGUCCCUUGCUGCUGUGGGCCCGGCAGGUCCUCAGCGCUCCGGAGGCUCUGCAGCCUGAGUGUGUGGGCGGCGCUGCCGCGCUGACCACGCGUGGGAAGGGCCUGGGCAGCAGCCGGCGCCCCCUUCCCUCGCCCGGUAUCAGGUGUUGAUUCGCCCCUCGCCAUUGUUUCCAAAGAUCAUGGGUGUCGGUGACGUGUUAAAGGACCAAUGCGAACCUCCUGUCAGUGCGCCUCUUCCCCUGGAAGGUCACUCCGCUGCCGCAGGCAGGCUCCCGGCUCACCCCGGGGCCUGGCGCUGUGCACGGGUGUGUGCGUGCGCGUGCGCGUGCGUGUGCGUGUGUGUGUGUGUGUGUGUGAGAGAUCUGUUUAUCGGGUUGGCUUUGCUUUUCCCUUUUCUGAAUACAUCCUUCCCUCCCACGUGACUGAAUUUCUGUUUGUGAGAAAUUGAGCCUCACAGUGUAAAAAGCUAGGCCUCCAUUCGUAAGGUGGGUGCUGUAAGCUUGGCAGCGGCCGUGGAAGUGACGUGACUUUCCACCGCCCGUCACCUUACAGCUGUCCCUGCGGACCAGCGAGGAGAGCCCGGGGGCGGGCGGGGGGAGGCCGUUCUGGACGAGUGGGCUUUCCGUUGUUGUUUUUGCAUGUUCAAUAUAAAAGUUCUCAUUCCUUGGGAGAUCAUGGCCUACGAAUGUGCACACACCCUUUGAAUCGUGCCUACUGAAACUAUAGCAGGGGCUUCAGCACCCAAGGAAUUCCGACCUUCUGGGAUCAUAGUGGAAAUUCCCAGCCGUACUCUGGGCUUUAUUUUGCUAACCCGUAAUGAGCAAGUGUAAAUUACUGCUACAUUAAUGUUUUAAAGCACUGGGGUAGUCUGAUUCUAACUUGUAAUUAAUUAUGUUUGCCAAUUAUCUGUUUGAAAUAAAUUUGUGUCUGAACAGCUAUUGAAGCUGUUAAAUUGUACAGAUAUUAUUCAUGACAGCUUUGUACUGUGGAAUGUGCUUAAUAAAAAACAAAAAGUUGACCUUUGUCCAAUAAAUUGCUAAGUAAUGUCAAUAAAUCAAGUAUGAGUAUCAUGCAGUACAUCUAAUCUGGCUUCGUGCAAUUGUUACUUCAGCUACUAAUCCAACGCCAAUACUCUUUAAAUAAAGUGUUGCAAUACUCCU
Messenger RNA from Artibeus jamaicensis (Jamaican fruit-eating bat), 4651 nucleotides. RefSeq names its product F-box and WD repeat domain containing 11 (gene FBXW11). Gene Ontology annotation, molecular function: protein dimerization activity. Lineage: Eukaryota; Metazoa; Chordata; Mammalia; Chiroptera; Phyllostomidae. The record is from RefSeq and is a predicted model, not a curated record. Bases 656 to 2188 code for a protein of 510 amino acids. The transcript is spliced from 14 exons.